Molecule: messenger RNA, 4370 nt
Organism: Pogonomyrmex barbatus (red harvester ant)
Lineage: Eukaryota; Metazoa; Arthropoda; Insecta; Hymenoptera; Formicidae
Gene: AMPdeam
Product: AMP deaminase
Biological process (GO): AMP metabolic process; IMP salvage
Cellular component (GO): cytosol
Molecular function (GO): AMP deaminase activity
Source: RefSeq, a predicted model, not a curated record
UGCAGACUGAUAGUAUUUUAGCCGUCGUCACAAUGAUGUCGUUGGUGCUCGUCUCAUCUGGUCUCGUCAGUGCGAGGUGAGACUUUCGGAAUGUGUAUAGAAGACAAGAGUUAACUUCGUAGAAAUAAACCGCAAUUCGCGGUUGUCACGGUAGUUUCGCAGUGCUCCUUGUUGAGUUGUUUUAUGCGCAGAUUGUAAAACCUAAGAUAAAGUGGCAUUACGUGAGUUAAGUGAAAUUCUAAAAACUCUAUGAAAACAGCUUCCUGUCCGAUCGUUUCGAAGAUCGGCCUUAAUGAUGAAUUUUGAAAAUAGCAUAUGUGAAAUUGAAAAAAUUUCACGAAAAUAGCUCCCGCGACGAUUACAUAAUCAAUACGAGUCAAAUCUGAUGAUAAUUAACUAGUGACGUGAAAAUCUUGUACAUUUUCCAAUUCCGAUAUAAUUCGAUUUAUUGGAUUGGACGCAUAAUUGCAAAAAAAAAUUAUCCGUGACAUUCUGGAGAAUCUUCCAAGAACUUUUUAAUAUUAAAAGAGAGUUAAUAGAUUUUCUGUCGAAGUAAGGAAUUGUCGGUAGUGCAAUUUUACGCUGCAUCGAGGAUCGCGUGACUCGGGGGUGACCUGGAAAAAAAUGUCGAUCAGGGGUGUGACCACUUCAGAGAGUGAGGCGUUCCUUGGUUCCUUACGCCUGUCGAAUUUUCUGAUUGAUCCAGAUGAAUUUUACGAAGGUAGUGAGAGCCCAGUCUUUGGCAUCGAAAGUGGUGGUAGCGGCACAGGCGGUGGCAGUGGCUUAAGACUUGCAUCUCAUGAAUUGCCAAAUGAAAUUUCGGCACCUUAUGAAGUCCCACAAUUUCCGAUUGAACAGAUUGAGAAGAAACUCUUGAUCCAACGUCAACUGACCGUCAAAGCUGCAAGAGAUCUUGAAGAACGUCGCAGUCAUUAUGAACCAUCACUUCACCCAGGAGUUCCCGAUGACAUCGACCAUAGCUUCAAAAUUGAAGAAAAUGACUUUGUGCCUCAUUUUCAACGAGUCUCCAUAUCCGGCGAGGAUACUUCCGGGGUACCUCUGGAAGAUCUUCAAAGGGCCUCCAAGAUGUUGGUGCAGGCAUUAGCGAUUCGUGAAAAACAUAUGAACAACUCCAAACAGAGCUUCCCCACUAUUACUUCUAGAUUCUUACGUAGUAUCGAUAAAAGGCCACUCACCACGGACGACGAGGUUCAUCACGAUGAUCGCAAGGCCAUCAAAGGGAAAGGGCCGCUGGAUAUUGUGAACGAAAUCAGUGGUGCUCAAUCGGACGCGGACAUCAAUGCGCUGAUCAAAGACGUCUCUCGGACAGAUCAUCCGGUACACGCGCCCGCGUCUCGAGGCGAUCCAUGGGAAUGCGAAUUUCCACCAGCGAAGAAUUACAAGAUUGUGCCAGUCAAUGGCGUGUUCAACUUGUUCGCCAAUGACGAGGACCUAGCCAACGGUAAAUCACUCCCAUAUUCAUAUCCGGACCUGGCAGCCUUCGUCCAAGAUAUGAACCUGCUAUGCGCCAUGAUCGCCGAUGGACCCCUGAAAUCCUUCUGCUACCGAAGACUGAGUUAUCUCUCCUCCAAGUAUCAAUUACACGUAUUGUUAAACGAGCUUAGAGAACUAGCAAGUCAGAAGGCUGUGCCGCAUAGGGAUUUCUACAAUAUCAGAAAGGUCGAUACUCACAUACACGCGGCUUCAUGCAUGAAUCAGAAGCACCUGCUUAGGUUUAUUAAGAAAACGUUAAAAAAUCAUGCCGACGAAGUGGUCACAUGUUCCAAGAACGGGGAGACUAUGACGCUCCGCGAAGUUUUUCAGUCCAUGAAUCUGACGACCUAUGAUCUGAGCGUCGACAUGUUGGAUGUGCAUGCAGAUAGAAACACGUUUCACAGGUUUGACAAGUUUAACGCGAAAUACAAUCCGAUUGGCGAGAGUCGUUUGCGUGAGGUUUUCCUCAAGACCGACAACUAUCUGAACGGCAAGUAUUUUGCAAGGAUAAUUAAGGAGGUUGCAAGCGAUCUCGAAGAGUCCAAGUACCAGAACGCAGAGUUACGUCUUUCGAUCUAUGGUAAGAGUCCAGAGGAAUGGGACAAACUAGCCAAGUGGGCAAUUCAGAGCGAUGUUUCUUCAGACAAUGUGCGCUGGCUCAUACAGAUUCCUAGAUUAUAUGAUAUCUUUAAGUUAAACAAACUCAUGACGAAUUUCCAAGAAAUUAUUAAUAACAUUUUCCUACCGUUAUUCGAAGUGACCAAUGAUCCUCAUUCUCACCCGGAGCUACAUAAAUUUCUUCAAUAUGUAAUAGGUUUUGAUUCCGUGGAUGAUGAAAGUAAACCCGAAAAUCCUCUCUUCGAUAAAGAUGUUUGCCCACCUGCAGAAUGGGAUGACAUAGAGAAUCCACCAUACGGUUAUUACCAGUAUUACACUUAUGCAAAUAUGACAGUCCUCAAUCAUUUUAGAGCGGAACAAGGCUUAAAUACAUUUGUUCUAAGACCUCAUUGCGGCGAAGCAGGACCUGUUCAACAUCUUGUGUGCGGCUAUAUGAUGGCGGAAAACAUUUCGCAUGGCCUAUUGCUCAGAAAAGUUCCCGUGCUCCAAUAUCUAUAUUACUUGGCACAAAUCGGCAUCGCAAUGUCACCACUCAGUAAUAACUCGCUUUUCCUAAAUUAUCAUCGUAAUCCGCUUCCGGAGUAUCUAGCUAGAGGAUUAUGCAUAAGUUUGUCUACGGACGAUCCUCUUCAGUUUCAUUUUACUAAGGAACCCCUAAUGGAAGAAUACAGUAUUGCUGCGCAAGUGUGGAAACUCAGUUCAUGUGACAUGUGCGAACUAGCACGCAAUUCUGUUCUUAUGAGUGGUUUUCCGCAUAAAAGUAAACAAUACUGGUUGGGACCUAAUUAUACAAAAGAAGGAGUCGCUGGUAAUGAUAUCACUCGAACCAAUGUACCAGAUAUCCGAGUGGCCUAUCGAUAUGAAACAUUAGUUGAUGAACUGUCCAAUAUCUUCAAAGUUGUGGAAAAGCCCGAAUCACUUCCGUUUUAAUAAUCGAAUAUUAUCUGGAUUUUAUCAAAAUCGAUUAACAUACAAUGGCAUUCAAAAUCGACGAAUUAUGACAAUUAUUCAUUCAAUUUAUACUUGCGGUUGAUUUUUUAUGAUGAUUACAGAAUAUUUUCAGAAUAUUGUGAAUUUGCACGCAAAUCAAUUUCUUUUCUUUUGAUCAUCAAUUUCUUUCUUUUUAUGUCAAGAAAAUAAUUUGAAAAUUGAGCUUGAAUAAUAUUAAUCGAAUUAUAUAAAAAAUAAAGUAUUUUAGUUUUAAAUGUUUUAAAUUUAAAUCUUGAAUUUAAAUUUUAUAUCAUAGACUUUCUAUAUGAAAACGUUUGAGAUAGAUAAUGUAUGAUAAGAAUGUAAGAUUGUUAUGAUCAAAGAUACGUAAAGAAUAAUGUAAUUUUAGAUUUGACAUUAAAUUAUAAAAUUUAUAAAUUAAAAUUUAUAUUUAGCGAUGAGAUAAAUUAUGUGAAUAUAAUUAGUGAUGAGAUAAUUAUGUAAAUUUUAUGUUUAUUUCUAUUCUGCAUUUUUUAUAAAGAUGUUAAUCGCAAGGAUAAAUCAGGAUUAAUCAGAAAUUAUACAUACGUUGACCAAUUUAAUAAUAGUAGUUUUUAGAAAGUAUUUCUUCUAUCUCGUUGCAACAUUUAUAAUACAUAUUAGCGUACAUAUUGUAAUACGAAUUAGGCUAGAUCCGAAUAUUAUGUUCAUUUCUCUUGACAUUAAACUCGUAAUAGGAUAAAUCUGUUUUUCACAUUUCGGCUGUGCUUAGUGACAGCGAUACUCUUUUCUUAGAUUUUAACUUUAUUUUCUUACAUUUUUGUACAUUUAUAUCAUAAAAUCGUCCAUGAUGUUUGUUUCGACGAGCAUUCUGAUAAUUAGCUCGUAUAUGGAUAAUUAACUCGUGCCAUUGUCCACUCUUCUUUCCAUAAAUAGACAAUGUAAAUAGAAAAUUAAUUUAAUUUACAUGUAACUAAGACUUUUACAAGCUAUAUAUAUAUAUAUAUAUAUAUUAUAUAUGUAUGCGUGCCAAGUUAUAAUACAGCGAUAUUAACAUGAUUAUGCGGCGUAUAUUUUUUUUUUAUUUUAACUUUAUCGUUUUUCACAUCGUAUUUUGCGUUUGCCAUUUUCUGAGAGAACUUUCCAAACAACGAGCCUAAUUAAGAAAUUAAAUUAAGCGAUAUGGUGAUCUAUAACACUUGAACACUGUGCCCUGAUAUCGAAUUUAAAUUAAAUUGUUGCUAGAUAGAAAAAGAUAUAUAUUUAUUGUAUAUAAAAAAUAUAUAUAUAUACUAUGAACUGGAAAUAUACUUGCAUCGUUAAAACCA